AUGCCGCACGUGGAGAUGCUGCUGCUGGCGGCCGCGGCGCUGUGGGUGUGCGUGCGCGGGCAGGAGCCCGGCGCCAAGGCGGUGGCCGACCGCUACGCCGUCUACUGGAACAGCACCAACCCCAGAUUCCAGCGGGGUGACUACCACAUCGAUGUCUGCAUCAAUGACUACCUGGAUGUGUUCUGCCCUCACUAUGAAGACUCAGUGCCGGAAGAUAAGACCGAACGCUAUGUUCUGUACAUGGUGAACUUUGAUGGCUACAGCUCCUGUGAUCACACCUCCAAAGGGUUCAAGAGGUGGGAGUGUAAUCGGCCGCAUUCCCCGAAUGGACCGUUGAAGUUCUCGGAAAAGUUCCAGCUCUUCACGCCCUUCUCACUAGGAUUUGAGUUCAGGCCAGGCCGGGAAUAUUUCUACAUCUCUUCUGCGAUCCCAGAUAAUGGAAGGAGAUCCUGUCUAAAGCUUAAGGUCUUUGUGCGACCAGCAAACAGCUGUAUGAAAACUAUAGGUGUUCAUGAUCGUGUUUUCGAUGUUAACGACAAAGUAGAAAAUUCAUUAGAACCAGCAGAUGAUACCGUACAUGAGUCAGCCGAGCCAUCCCGUGGUGAGAAUGCGGCACAGACACCAAGGAUACCCAGCCGGCUUUUGGCAACUCUAUUGUUCCUCCUGGCAAUGCUUUUGAUAUUAUAGCACAGUAUGCUCCGGCAACCUGUCGCAGAAAAUAUCAGGGUCUUGGAACAUCAAAGAUCCACCUAACUGCUCAUCCCAGGAAAGGGACUUUAUUGUUUUUGCAGAUGUCAAGUUGUUAUUUUUCCCUUUUCCCUUUUCUUCUCCCUUUUAGCCUGAACUCAGCAAAAAUUUGAAGGGGAUAACUAGCUUCAGCACCCAUCCCUACGUACCCUGUGACUUUCUUAACCCCUCCAUAUAAAUAAACGGACUCCAAAUGAAAAUGCCAAACUAUAAUAGUGACACUAGUGAUUCUUAUUUUCCUCUGCAUUCUCCUUUAAGAAGUCACCUCUGUUAGCUCACUGUGUCAUCCGUAUGUGGACAAGGAAGAAUAGUGGCAGAUGCAGUCAGUGAAGGAUAAGGAAAGUGAGUGAAAGCCUGGGAGAGUUUUUCUCUCUGAUACAAUAUUUAUGCCUUCUCAUUCAGCACUGUAAGAUGAUCAUGCAAGGCAUCGUGUCACCAUGUCAGGACUGGAGGGGAAAUAUUAAGAAUAGAUACAAUAUAACACCAUUUCCUCCAGGAGUUUCUAAAUGAACAGGCUUCUGAAAGGGAAAGACAACGUUUCUUAUAGGACUGUCUUGAAACAUCUUUGACAGUAAAAUUUGUGCUGACAAGUAGAAAUGCUGUCUUUGGUGAGAAGAAGAAGUUAGUAUUUAGGAAUGUUAGCACACAGCAGGCAAGGUCAGAUUUAGGAAACUUCACUGGGGGUGUGAGUGCCUCUGUUAUUUCGUUUUAAGGGGAUAAUGCACACCGGAUUAUUUUAUUUUAAAACAAAUCACCGUGGUGCUACAAUUUUUUUCUUGAAAUGCAGAGGCACUUUUGAGAAUAAAGUGACCUUCCCCAGCGCUGACUUAGUAGCUGAUAGCCUUGGAUGCUGCUCUGGGUGUUAAUAUAUGCUAAGAGAGGACAUCAGUGGCCGGAGGAAACAUGUUUGGGACACAGGAUCUCCAGUGUGCUCUUGAUUUGUCUCUCCUGCAAGUUCCUCAAUCAUGGGAAUAAACCACAUGUAGAAGAAGCCAGGACAGUCUAGUAGCAUUGUUUGGUGGGGGGAAAGAAAAGAAGUGUGGAAUAUGAAUUCAAGUGUUGAUUUUUUAUCUUUUCCCCUUCCAGCACAAUUUGAAAAGUAGAGGAAACGUGUUUAUCAGCCGGAGGUAAACUAGAUGGGCUCCCAAAGACUUAACAAAAUAUUUUUUUAAAAAUCCACUAGAAUAGAAAAUACAUUAUUUAGAUAUACUUUAUGCUGAGAGUGAGUAUAUAUGCUUGUCCUAUUUAAACAUGUGAGAGAAGUGGUAACCCUUGAUGCAAUUAGGAAAUGGGACUGUCUUGUUUCAUGGAAUUAGGAGUGACCCUGUUUAAGAAAUCUGAGCCUUGGCUAACAUAGAACUUUAAAAAGUCAUUUGCCAGGAAGUGCAAGCCUUGGGGUAUUUUUUGGCUAGGCUGCCAUGAAAUUUGGACUGCUAAGCAUAAUCAGGGAAAUAUCAGACCAAGAUUGAAACAGAGCUUUUCUAACAAAAACUGUGAUAAUUAUGUUAAAUGUAAAACAAAACAUGGAGCGCAUUCAAGCAAAACAAGGGUUUUCUGUAUUAAUUCUGAAGAAAAAGUCUGCCGUAACAAAAUUGAGUGAUACCAUUAAUGGACAGCACUUUGUGGGCUUUUUUUAAUGAAGAAAAGCUUUCCAGAAGCUGAAGCAGCCCACUAUUCAAAAAAGGAGGAAAGGGGGAAAUAAAUUCAAGAUGUAAAGGGAGGUUUAGGCAUGCUAAACUAUGAUCUGGGCUUGCCUGAUAUCAUACAACACAGUCAUUAAUGCAGGGUCUGUGCUUACAGGAGGAAUGUAGGAAAUUUCCUCUAGUGUGCAGUGUACACAAUAAAGAUAUGCAAUCUGAACAGUUAGAGAAGUCAUCAUCUCAUUACAGGCUAUCUGGUACUUUUCUCUCUCUAAUGUGGAUGUGCUUGGUACACACACUAAUACUUCCUGUAGGUAGGAAUUAAAAAGCUUUGGAUGAGGUGAGCUUAAUCAAAAUGCACCUUAUCAAAUGGAUUAUUAACCAGAGUACAGAUAAUAUUGCAUGAUAGGUAACCAUAUUAAAAUGAUUCACAGCAAUUGCAGGCAGUCAUACCAGUAGUGCCAAUUUAAUGUAGAAAUGAUGACUUCAUUUUUCAUCCUUUGUCUCUGAAUGAUAUCGGAGUUCAAGACGUACAUUUAUCCACAGCAAAGGAUUUUCACUAGUGUUACUCCUGGUGAAAUUCACCCCUUCGUUUUAUCACAAAGCCCUGCUGGGUAGAUGAGGAACAACACGAGUGAUACAGCUGCAAGGCAGAUCCCUGUGCUGCCUGGCAUGGUGUGGCUGGGAGCGUACCAGAUACUGUCAGUUUGAUACUUGAUGGCAUCAGGCAAUCCCAGUCAUACCAAGUACAUAAAUGCUGGUGGACUUUGUGUUGCAUUGCAAAUCUCUGGAUGCUUUAAAUGCAGAUAUUGGUGCAAAUUAAGAUUUCUGCUCCCUUCCCCUUUAUCUGCCCCAGCUCAAGUCUGAGGGACUGAUUCUCCCUCAGCCUGGGUGGCUUACUUACCCCAAUGACCUGCACUCCUGGCUGCCAAGGCAUUGCAAUGUGAAGCAGGGAAAAUAGGGAUCAGUCAGUUUAGUGGAUACUGUGUAUCCUUUAAUAGACAAGGUAACAUUUCGUGUUAGUUUAGAACGUUGUUUUGUACUGUACUUACUUGGAUGGCGAAGGAAAGACAAGUAAAA
This is a messenger RNA of Gymnogyps californianus (California condor), 3467 nucleotides long. RefSeq names its product ephrin A5 (gene EFNA5). Gene Ontology annotation, molecular function: ephrin receptor binding. Gene Ontology annotation, cellular component: plasma membrane; external side of plasma membrane. The record is from RefSeq and is a predicted model, not a curated record. Lineage: Eukaryota; Metazoa; Chordata; Aves; Accipitriformes; Cathartidae. The transcript has 5 exons. Gene Ontology annotation, biological process: regulation of cell-cell adhesion; regulation of actin cytoskeleton organization; ephrin receptor signaling pathway. The coding region runs from base 1 to 687 and encodes 228 amino acids.